Messenger RNA from Zeugodacus cucurbitae (melon fly), 5664 nucleotides. RefSeq names its product glycerophosphocholine phosphodiesterase GPCPD1. Gene Ontology annotation, molecular function: starch binding; glycerophosphocholine phosphodiesterase activity. The transcript is spliced from 3 exons. The coding region runs from base 1121 to 3202 and encodes 693 amino acids. Gene Ontology annotation, biological process: glycerophospholipid catabolic process. The record is from RefSeq and is a predicted model, not a curated record. Lineage: Eukaryota; Metazoa; Arthropoda; Insecta; Diptera; Tephritidae.
GAGAGCACGCAUACAAACACGCCUGAAUAUGACGUCUGCCUAAAAGUGUUUUCGAAAUUUUUCGCAAACUCGUUUAUUUGUUGCUGUUGUUGUGUCAUUUAUACCGACAUUGUUGCUGUUAUCAGCAUUGUUGAACACGUGAGUGUAUUUACAUGGAGUUAAUGACAAGGCGGGUGUGUAUGUGUUUGUUAUUAGUGAGUGACGCAAAUAAACAACAACAAAGUGAGCGCAACAUAACACCACUACAAUGGCCAUUUAAGUUUUUUACACUACUACAUAAGCAGUUUACACGCACACAAGUGUAAUGUUACACACAUACAAGCGCAUUUUUACAAACAUACACUCACACAGCUGAAGUCGAUUCACGCACGCAUGCAAAGAGCGCGAGAGAGCGCACUAACUCGUCCGACGUCGACGUCGCCGUCAACCGUAUCGUAAUUGCCUUUUGUUGUGGCGCUGCCAAAGGCAAAAGCAGCGAAAGAAACCGUUUAAAUUGCGACUGUGCCUGCUGUACGCGUAGCAAAACGUUUUUCAAUUUCUGCCGAAAAAGACACACAAUACUCAAGUGGAGGAAGCAACUCAAACAAGGAGCAAUAUACAAAAUAAAAAUAUAUAAAAUAUUAUUAUAAUAAAAAUUAUUAAACAAAGUGAAAUUUAUAAAAAAAUUAACAAACAGUUUUCAAGUGCCAAUGCAGCAGAGACUAAACUAAAAGCGAGUCUGAAACUAAAAGCAAUGUGCGCUUGCAAAUACAAAGUGAAUGCGUAGCAUAAAAAACAUUUUCAAUAAAAAAUAUUUGAAAAUAUAAUAAACCGAAUUUAUUUAAGCAAAACUUAAAGUGAAAGUGCCAAAAAAUCUCUAAAUAAAAAAAAUAUAUUACAAAAAAACAUGUCUAAACAUAAAAUGUGCUAAAAAUAAAAUAAUUCUAUACUAAAUUCGCGUGCAUCAAGGCAACAGUUGCGCAUAUUUCCGCUUCCGCUUUUUACAUUUGGCUGUACUACUUGCUUGUGGAAAACAACAACAACACAGCGCGUAUCCUUAGACAAAAAAGUACAAUUUUUGUCUUUAAAUUAAAUUAUUAUUAAAUUCUAAAGUCGUAAAAAGUGAGAUAAAAAACGCAAAAUGUCUGUGCCAAUGCUAUUGAGACGUACAAACACCAGUGCCUCCUUGGGCAUGGAUCUGGCCGAUGCGCUGCUGCUGGACGAGCACAUAGCAAGCAACUCCAAUACCAGUUAUAAUAAUCCACAAUCAAAUUCCCUUACAACCCUAUCCAACAAAUCAUGUCAACAGUGCGCUUCGUACGUGGACGCCGCUACGAUCGUGAACGAAUUGUUGGUUUUGGAAAACGGCGCGCAAGCAACAGCAUGCACGCCGACGUUGCAGCCAUUUGCUGUGGAACUGUACACGGACUUGGGUCCUAGCGAACGUGUUGGACUCACUGGCGACGUCAAGGCUUUGGGCGAAUGGCGUUUGGAGCGCGCUAUCGCUUUGGAACCGCAACAGGGCGGCCGCAGAUGGCAGGCCAAUGUGCUGUUGCAAACUUGCCGCAACAUAAGCUACCGUUAUUUCGUCUAUGUAGAGGAUAAGCAAGGACGCAAGCAGAUACGUCGCUGGGAGACACGUUUGCAGCCACGUGUGCUCAAGCCUUCGGGCGCUGAGUCGGCUGGCGCAGAGACGCGCGUUGAUCGUUUCGGUGAUGCCGAUGGCAGCGGUGAGACACAAGUGAAUCGUGGCUGGCUGACCAACGAUUGUAUAGUGCAGUUGAAGUUUGAACGCGAACAAAUGUUCCAGGUGCUUGAUAUUGAGAAAUUCGAUCCGGCCGACGAAGUGUUGGUGAAGAUACUGCCAUUGAAUGACGAGGGUGAACCGACUAAGGCGGGCGUGCAUGUCGAGGUGGCGAAGCUGAAAUAUGCACAGAGCCAUUUGCAGCCGCAGCAAGCUUUCGGUAUUGCCUACGAGCCCGGCGAUAUUGUUGUAUUCCAUAUUACGGCGCCAUGCCCUUUGCAGUCCGCGUUCGCAAUCAUUUUCCACACACCCGAUCAGCGUGCCGUCGGCAAGGCUGUCAUAACAGCCGCACAGCUGUCGGGCAGCGAGGGUGUGUUGGAAUUGUCCAUCACCGAGCCGGUGCCUGAGGCCACCACCGUUAUUGCGCGUCUAACACUACCGUACCUGAUUGUGAAGCCGUUCGCCGACAAGACGCUUGACUUUCGCACCACAUACGCGCACUACUGGCCAAAGAGUUGGCCGAAUUUGAAUGUGGGACAUCGUGGCAAUGGACGCAGCUACAUUGCCGAUCCACCAGCCGAACGUGAGAAUACAAUCGCUUCCUUCAUGCGCGCUUAUGAGAAAUUCGCUGACAUGAUUGAGCUGGAUGUGCACCUAACGGCUGACGGUGUGCCAGUCAUCUACCAUGACUUCGGCAUGCGCACUGCGCCGAAAGGUAAAAACAUCACCAAACCCGAGCAGUUGCAGUAUGUGCUCAUCAAAGAUAUCAAUUAUGAGAAAUUGAAGGAGUUGCGCGUAUUCGCCAUCAUCAAUGGCAAGCCAGUCGAAUUUCCAUCGCACAAUGCCGAGACACGUGUGGAGCAUCGCAUCUUCCCUACACUAGUCGAUGUGCUCGAAGGUUUGCCCAAAUCGUUGGGCAUCGAUGUAGAGAUCAAGUGGCCACAGCGCCGCGCUACUGGCGCGCCCGAAGCGCAUCAGACAAUCGAUAAGAAUUUCUUCACAGACCGCGUACUGGCGACAGUCAUCAAUCAUGGCUGCGGCCGUCCGUUGCUCUUCUCCAGCUUCGAUGCGGACAUUUGCACAAUGCUGCGCUUCAAGCAAAAUCUUUUCCCUGUGAUGUUCUUGACCCAAGGUCAAACCAAGAAAUGGUCGCCAUUCAUGGACUUGCGCACACGCACUGUCGAACAGGCGAUCAAUAAUGCGCAAGCUUUCGAGUUGGCUGGCACAGCGCCACAUGCCGAAGAUUUGUUGAGUGAAGAGGGCGCGCAGUUGUUGCAGAAAGCGCGUGAUUUGGGCCAGAUCUCGCUGGUCUGGGGUGAUGAUUGCAACUCCAAGGAACGUGUGCAAUACUUUGUGGAGAUCGGCGCGACUGCCACAUGCUACGAUCGCACAGAUCUGUACAUACCGGAGGGCAAAGAGCGCGCAUUCUUCAAUUCGUCUAGUCUCCUGGCAGAGUUCGAGGAGCAGUGCCUGCGCUAAGCGGGUGCAGUGAUAAAGGGUUCCAUAUGAAACCCGUUUGGGAGGGUAAUUUAUAAGUGUUCGUGAUCGGCCUGUCGAUCGGUGCAAAGGGCGGGAAGUAUAUGCCAAGUUUUAUAAGUGGGCGAAUUGAGUAAAGGCAUUACUAACUUUUAACAAUACUUAGCUAUAUUUUUUUAUAAAAGAUAUUCACAAAACACACACUAUAUUUGAAUAGAAAAAAAUCUAAAAGUAGUCACAAUUAAAUUUUAAUUAGUACACACAUAUAUACGCAAGCAAUUGUAAUUAUAAUAUAACAAGAAAAACAUAAUUUUAUGUUCAAGAAGCAAGAGAGAAAAAAAUGCUUAAAAAAUAUUAAUUGCAAAAAAUAUGAAAAAUAGUUCCGUUAAAGAUAUAAUAAUACAAAAAAAAAACUUGGAACUGUUUUUUAUUUAAGGCGCCGCUUACGACCAUUGUGGUUCGCUGGCGAACACUGAUCGUGAAGUGUGCGCACGAGAAAGUCAAAGCGAAAUUAUAAGGUACAGUAGCGUUGUAUGUGUUGGCAGUGCCUAUAGCUCGAGCGCCAGCAAGGAACUGUGGUGUGGCGGCGGUGACCCUCCCAAGCAGUAAGUAACUCUGCCCCUGAUAAAAAUUUAAAGCAACAGCAACAACUCUCAAAUUACAAAAUAAUAUUAAUAGAGUGAGAGUCUGCUUGCGUGAAGAAAUCCAGGGUGAGCGUCACUCGUACACUUAGCCCGUGUGGGGCUUGAGAGUGUAGCCUGCUAUUUAUGGACCCAUAUACAAAUUACUAUUUUACCUUAUAACUUUGGCAGUCGCACAUUUAGUGCAUUGAAAUAUUGCUAACUGGAAAUUUUUGAGAGUUACAGUAGCGUAAAAAAGUAUUUUCAUAUUUUUUGUUUUUAGUUCUCAAAUACGAAUAUAAGAAUUAUUUUUAGAAUUAUUAUUAUUUUUCUUGCAAACAUGCUCAGGUCAAAUUUUAUUUUUAAGUUCAUACAAUUAAAUAUUUAAUUGUUUUUAUUUUUCUAUAUUGUGCUAUAACUGUGAGUUUUAAAAUAACUCCAAAAAAAGCGAAAUUUUCUAUUGAAAAUUGUGCUAUUAGUUAAUGAUUUGUAUAAUUUUAAACUAAUGUAAAUCUAUUAGACAAUUUUAAUAUAAAAUAUCUUCGCGUAAUUCUUAACUUAAAGACAUAUUACUUAUUACGCUAACAAGAGUCUAGUACUAAAGUAUCAAACUCAUACUCGGAGAGCUAACGAACUAGUUUUAGCCCAAGUUUUAGAAUAGAUUGGCUACAUAGAUACCAUACCCCAGGAGUCUAUCAUUCGACAAGAAUACUUUCUUUCAAAUCUGCGUGUACCUAGGAAUCUGUAUUCGCCUGGGAGAACUUAUUAUGGAUACUCGGGAGAUUUACCACUCAUGGAGGUUAAAUUCGUAUGAUUCAGAAAUUUGAGAUCUUUUGAAAAUUAUAAAUACAAUUUAGGAUCACCAGUGAAGAUAGCAAAAAGGCUGUAAAUUCUUUUAUCUAGAAUUCAAAGGAAUUGGAGAAGAAGUUAUAUGGAUGGAUAUAUGGAUGAUACUCAGAAAACAUCGCUUAAAAGUAUGAAUACGAAAGAUGACCGAUUAAAAAAGUGUAUCGGAAACUAUUCCCGUUGUCGUCAUCGUUUUAAAACGAAAUAUGAACCUUGUUUGAAGGAAUAUUUGAAGUGAAGAUGAAAAAUCCAAAUCGGAAACAGCUUGUAAUUUUAAUUCCUGAAAUGGAAAAAUAUCCUACAUAUGCCAAAGAUUAAAAAAAAAAGAGAUAAAACCUUUAAAUUUAUAUUUUUGGAGGGAUAUUUCAAAUUCAUUCGAACAGUGAACUUACUGGUCUACAAUCUUGAUGAGGCCUAUUAAAGAAAAUAAUCAAGUGGAACUUGAGUUCACAGAGUAAGCUAACCAGAAAUUUGUGUUCCUGGAUUCUUAAAUCGUACUAGUUGGCCAAACAUAUCCAAAGAGAUUUAUAAAUAUACAUAUUCUAUCAACAGUAGCGUCGGACUUGUUUUCGAUUAGAGCGGUCAUUUGUAUAUUGCAAAAAAAACAAAGAAUGACAACAACUGAUUUCGAGAAAGACCUUUGUAAGGUUCAAAAUGAAAUGAAAAGCUUUGAUGCAGGUGUAAACAAAGCUAUUCAGAUAGUUCCGAUGGAAAAAUACCCCAAACAAAUAUAGUUGUAUAUACACGUUUGAGAACCUUAUCGCUUUUGGUCGAGGUAUUAAUCACUUGGGUCAUCAAAGAUCACCGAAGAUCAAAUUUUUGUUGAUAUGAAUAUAAUUACUAAACACUUUGAUAGUUUUUGAUUAGAGGAGGGAUAGAUGAUUAGCCAAAGGAGCUGUCUCAAUAAUGAGAAUGUUGGCAUAUGCCAAAUAUGAGAAAGAGUAUGACAAAAGGUUAAUGCAUUCAAUCAAUGACUCAAGAUAUUUAGUGGAAUACAUA